Molecule: messenger RNA, 1011 nt
Organism: Paramuricea clavata
Lineage: Eukaryota; Metazoa; Cnidaria; Anthozoa; Malacalcyonacea; Plexauridae
Source: the annotation of a GenBank genome assembly
GAGUUUGUAAAGAGUGACCUAGAGUUGCAGGGAAGCUGGUCAUCCCCGGCGAACGAGAAAAAACUUUUCGUGUCAGACAACGUUGAGUUGCUUUGGUGGAAAAACAAAAAGUUCCUAAAGAUCAAUGGAGAGGAUGCAAAUCGAAUCAAACGUUGUAUGAUCAACGCUAUGUUUACGAGUUUAAACCUCGAUAGUAUCAAGUCUGGUGUGGACAUGGCUACUAACACCGAGAACUCCUUAAACGAAAACCAACCAACAAAACACCAGUGUACGGGUUGUGAAUGUUCGAAGCUAUCACCAGACUUGGAGGGUUUGAAAUUAGACUUGGUUGUUUUGGAAUCGAAACUCAACCAUAAAAUCCAAGCCGUGGAAAACCAAAUAUUACGCAUGAACGAUUGCCGACCAAAAGAGCCGAAAAAUCAUGCAAAUCUCGAAAAUAUGUUGACAACCUCUACACCCAUUAGCAGCGGCGGCACGAACAAAACAAAAGAGGUUAGUAAUUCAAAUCCUCACAUUAAUCCCGUUGUUGUUCGGACCGCUAACGAUGCAUGCUUCACACCAAUAAAAGUACCGGAUAACACAGAAACUUUUAUGGCCAUAGAUCAGUCAUGCGAGAAAACGUCACACCAUGAUUUGGUGCCAUUGCCAAAAUCCAUCAAUCACUCACAAGAGGAAUUAACCCUGACAAAGGUAGUUUUCCCUGUUAGGAACAAUAGUGAACAGUCGAAAAUAGGCGAGCUUUCCCAUACGAGAAGCCGUACAAAUCCUAUUCAAAAGGAACAAAGCUGUCAUUAUAAUGUUCCUGGUAGGCAAUCUUGCUCUAGUUAUUUACAUGAUCGUGGUCAACAAUUUCGAAGCAUUCCAGUACGUAUCACUCACCGUCCACUGCCAGUGAACCCAGAGAAAGUAAAUAAACAUAGACGUGCGUACCGGAGUCAGGGUUUUCGACAUCGACAUCAGACGGACUGGCUCAGGCAUCUGGAGCUGGUCCGCAAAGUAAUUCGGUCAUAA